This is a messenger RNA of Colletes gigas, 1102 nucleotides long. RefSeq lists its product as uncharacterized. The record is from RefSeq and is a predicted model, not a curated record. NCBI's taxonomy places the organism in Eukaryota, Metazoa, Arthropoda, Insecta, Hymenoptera, Colletidae. The transcript is spliced from 3 exons. The coding region runs from base 114 to 434 and encodes 106 amino acids.
GCGUACAGUAACGGAAACGGAGUAUGUAGCUGGUUCUCUAACUAUUUCUUUUAUGUGAUACUUCGAAGUGGCUGCAUAAUAAGACGCUUUCGUAAAAAAAAGAACUGUUAAAGAUGCACGACAAUGAAGGGUUGACGUUGCAUUUGUUAUUGGUGUUACUUUUGUGUGCAGAAGUGCACACGACAAGUACAGGACACCUUAUUAAGAAAAGAAAUUAUAGUGAUCAGAGUGUAAGAGGUUAUUUGGCGGAGCGAACUUGUUGGUGGAACGAAGUCUGCAAAGAAGAGUUUCAUAGUAAAUUUCGAUGUCGUUGUCCACGAUGGUCCUACUGUCGUGCCCCUGGUAGAUAUUACGAUGCGCAUUGCAGCAUGACGCGCACCGGUUAUAUUUGGACGCAACCAGAGACUUCGUUAGCUCUCGAAGUCAAUAAAUGAUUCAUUUUACAUGAAUUAUUUCUUAUUCCUUUCUGAAAUAAAAAAUAUCGAGGGUAUCGAAUUUAUGCUUGACGAGGGAAAUAGUGAAAAUAAUAAUUUGAAUUUUACAGGAAUGUAUAAAAAUAAAUUGAAAACGUAGAACAUAGCGAACAUUUAUUCAAUUUUACCAUUAAUAAUAAGAAAAUUUUCCGAUGCAACCUACGCAUAGGCCGAGCACAAGAAAGAUAUUAAAUUAAAACGUAGUAUUAUGGGAAAUUGGAAGGGAUGAAACAACAAGUUGCAUGUUUAAAAGGAAUGUAGGAAUUUCUGAAAGUUAAAAUAGUAGACAAACACAUAGGAAAAAAGUCAAAGACAGAUUGAAAAGAAGUAAAUUAAAUAAAUAAAUAGGAGAUUUUUUAAAGACCUUGUCAAAACAAGGCAACAGAGACGUACAUAAGCGUAAUAUUGACGAAUUUACGAAAAUACGAAGUUUGGAUUCAUUGGGCAAAGAAAGACAAGAACGUGUAAAUUAAAUAGACAAAUAAGAAAUUUUGAAGUCAUGGAAACAAGCGAGCAAAGUAUAUGUUAAAACAAAGGAUUCGAAGUUUGGAUUUGAUAAAAAAGACAAGUAUAAAGACACAUCGUAAUAAUAAAAAAGAAAUUAAUAAUUGAGAAUGUAUGAGUUUAGA